ACUCCAAACGGGCCUUCCGAACGCCAAUCUACUCCGGUUUCAAGUGGGUAGAUUGCGUUCAGGAAUAUCAAGUAAUUGAGAUUAACUUUUUUUUUUUUUUUAAAGUUUCAUUCUCAGGGCCUAGCGCUGUCUCAGGGCCUAGCGCUGUCCCCUGACAUUAGAUGCGGUUUCCCCCUAACACCAGGAGUAGGAUAUCCACGCAUGACUGCUACGAUCGAAUGAUUCUUUGAAAAGGAUAUAUUAAGAACUUAACCACCGUCAUACCCCUUGCACUUCUAGCCUAAAGCCAGUUAAGUCCUGUCUUGCAAUUGGCCACCCGUCAUUGAUCCACUACAGCUGUCAGGUACGUACGGUCGCCGUCCUUGGGAAGGAACAAACUAAAUUCAAUACAUUCGGGUUGCAUUAGGAUAUUUUUUAUGUGUUCUAGAUUUGAUACCGUUUACCACCAAGGAUUGGGUUGUACAGAGAUGGAUCGGAGAAAAUAUGUAACAAAUGUUUUCUGUGUUCGCCAAAUCGGUGGUUUCGAAAUUCCGUGUCCACUUCAUUUACUUUAAUAUAUCCAAUUUGUAUAUGUGUUCUGUUUUGUGGACGGCGAAGCUCUAGCUACUCUGCCGCACACCAUAUAACUACAGAAAUUUAUCAACACCCCAUAUAACCGCAUAUAUUUAUCAACACACCAUACAAUAGCACACAUUCAUCAACACCCCAUAUAACCGCGUACAUUUAUCACAACACCAUAACCAUAUGACUGCAAAUGUUUAAAAUAAAUCUCGGAUGGCCAAAUAAUUAUUUUUUUUUAGCUGGCAUCCGUCCGUCACAAUGUGACGAUGGAGUGGGCCUCGUAGGACGAAAUCCACAUAGCCUGGGAUUAUUAUACUUUAAGGAUUAUAAGCUGGUUCCCAACAGCAAAUCGCCUCUCUCCACGCCCAAGGGAACAUCAUUGGAUGAUACAGCUUGGCACCAGUGACGUCGCAGGAGUUAUCCGCCUUUCGGGACUCCAUCUCCGGGUUUGAUUUCAGAGUUUCCUUCUCUUAGAUGAGUUGCCGUCCAAGGUUAACGAGUCCCAUCUACCCGGGGUGCUGGUGGUGUUUUUGCUCUAGCUGGAAUUGAACUCCAGACCACCAACUUGAGAUUUGCUCAGUUUAGACCACUCGGCCACCCAGCACCCUAGCCAAAUAAAUAAAGCAAGCCCUAAACAUGACCGGUUAGAUGCACCCCUUUACAAGUUUCGCAUCGGUAUUUAACCCACAUUUCAAAAUCUUGCGACACGCCUAUGAACCAUGAGCGACACACCAGUGUGUCGUGACACACUCACACCAGUGUGUCGUGACACACUGGUGGACAAAUCGCUGUCGCAGAACAUGAUUACAUUUUUUCCCGCCGUAUGCAUGCCAGAAUUCCUUGUUUCAAGUGUAGACCCUGUUGUUGGUCAUUGAUAAAUUGGUUAUGUGACGUCACAUAACGCUCCCACACACUACGCAAAGUUACCAAGAAAUCAGCCCCCCCCCUCCCUUUUUCCCGGACAUCAUUCCGGACAUUUUUUGAAUGUUAACGACAAUAACACCAAGAGCACAUUUAGAUAACUUCAUCUAGAAUGACACCUUUCUCAUACCACCAUGAGUUAUUGCACUGCCUUUGAGAUGCUUCCCAUGCUUUCCUUUCGGGAACGGGCGCGGGAAAAAGGGGGUCGCCGCCCCUGACAGCACAUAUGGUGGGGGUCACCACCCCUGACAGCACAUAUGGUGGGUCACCGCCCCGACUGCACAUAUGGGGGGUCGCCGCCGCUGACAGCACAUUUUACUUUCAUCUCUAUCACGGUACACCACGCUCGAACACUAUCACCUGUACUUGUACUUUACUUACAUCUCUAUUGCCGUACACCAUGCUCGUAUACUAUCAUCUGUACUUGUACUUUACUUACAUCUCAAUUGCCGUACACCACUCUCGUACACAUAUCACCUGUACUUGUACUUUACUUACAUCUCUAUCGCCGUACAUCACUCUCGUACACAUAUCACCUGUACUUAUACUUUACUUACAUCUCUAUUGCCGUACACCACUCUCGUGCACAUAUCACCUGUACUUGUACAUUACUUACAUCUCUAUUGCCGUACACCACUCUCGUACACAUAUCACCUGUACUUGUACUUUACUUACAUCUCUAUCGCCGUACAUCACUCUCGUACACAUAUCACCUGUACUUAUACUUUACUUACAUCUCUAUUGCCGUACACCACUCUCGUACACAUAUCACCUGUACUUGUGCAUUACUUACAUCUCUGUCACAGUAAACAAUUCCAGACUGAGUUCUUCGCAUUGACGGACUACGGUGAUAGCGUUUGUCAUUCAUGAUGUCAGAGUUGUCUUCUCCUAAUUCUAAUUGUUAUGGGAGGGUAAUAUAUGUAUGGAAGUCUGUACAAAGCUAUGGCAGACAAUUGGCGGAAUUAUGUGCAAAGCUAUGGCAGACAAUUGGCGGAAGUCUGUACAAAGAUAUGGCAGACAAUUGGCGGAAUUAUGUGCAAAGCUAUGGCAGACAAUUGGCGGAAGUCUGUACAAAGCUAUGGCAGACAAUUGGCGGAAGUCUGUACAAAGCUAUGGCAGACAAUUGGCGGAAGUCUGUACAAAGCUAUGGCAGACAAUUGGCGGAAUUCUGUGCAAAGCUUAGGCAGACAAAUGUCGGUCCUAUCAACAUAACCGUUUGGUGGAAAAAAAUGAGAAUUUUCAUUGAUGUGCUUCGCAGGUUUCUUGAACUUAUUUCCUUGCACCGUUCUGUCAUCAUCAUGAAUGCAUGGCCGCUGUCAAUGUUUGUUGUAUGUUUCACCUGUGAGCGUGUCCAGUGUUUUCCACGACUUUUUCAAUGUCACAGUUAUGUGUAAAUACGCGUGGGUGUUAGUUUGAUAUUAGGGCAAUCAUCUUUUAAGUCUCAUUAGAGUUAUGUUCAAUUUGCGUUUGUAAUGGCUAGGCUUCUGGCUAUUGUAGUUCAAGCGGCUAGUCCUCUGUUUAUUGUAGUUCUAGGGGCUAGUCUUUUGGCUAUUGUAGUUCUAGGGGCUAGUCUUCUGGCUAUUGUAGUUCGAGGGGCUAGCCUUCUGGCUAUUGUAGUUCGAGGGGCUAGCCUUCUGGCUAUUGUAGUUCUAGGGGCUAGCCUUCUGGCUACUGUAGUUCUAGGGGCUAGCCUUCUGGCUAUUGUAGUUCUAGGGGCUAGCCUUCUGGCUAUUGUAGUUCUAGGGGCUAGUCUUCUGGCUAUUGUAGUUCUAGGGGCUAGCCUUCUGGCUAUUGUAGUUCUAGGGGCUAGUCUUCUGGCUAUUGUAGUUCGAGGGGCUAGCCUUCUGGCUAUUGUAGUUCUAGGGGCUAGUCUUCUGGCUACUGUAGUUCUAGGGGCUAGCCUUCUGGCUAUUGUAGUUCUAGGGGCUAGCCUUCUGGCUAUUGUAGUUCUAGGGGCUAGCCUUCUGGCUAUUGUAGUUCUAGGGGCUAGCCUUCUGGCUAUUGUAGUUCUAAGGGCUAGUCUUCUGGCUAUUGUAGUUCUAGGGGCUAGUCCUCUGGUUGUUGUAGCUCUAGGAAUUAUGCUUCCCGUUAGAAUGAUUCAUGGAAGUGUCCAUUAGCUUUAAGUUUCUUGGCUUGACAGAAUGAAGAUAUCGCUGCCGUUAGGACUUGCGCGAUAUUCUCUCCAGCAAAGAUGUACGGGUCAUGUUCUCCAGUGACGUCACUGAGUCGAGCCAAGGCGGGUGGCUAGAGGUUUGUAUUGAGUAUGUUUUGUUUGUAUUGCAGCUGUGUGAGUCAUCAGCACUGUCUGGCCGAGAGUGUGCUGAUUUGAGUGCUGCUCCAGGGGGGUCCACACCGGCGUCGUCAACGAAACCUUUGGAGAGACCAUGGGGAAAUCUAGCGUGAAAAACAUGCUACAAGAGGUAGGUUCUAAAGGUUACAAGAGGUCGGUUCUAACUGUUAACAGAUACAAUAGUACGCCAACUAGUUGAAUGGCCAUUCACUUGUUGCAGUAAUGUAAGACCGGUGUGUAAACAAGUCUAGGGGUAUCCCUAUCCCAGAGGCGAGACUGACAGGGCCGGGCCGUUAAUGUCUGUUCAUAUACGUAGGUUAAGAUGCGAUACGACUCCCCGGGGGUAUUCUUUCCCCCUCCCACGCCCCCCCCCCGGCUUUAGGCACCAGUUACGCCAUUAGUAGGCUUACCCACACCCACAUAUGCCCACCCUUCUUUGGGGAUAGAUUGUUUUCGGUUUAUGUAUUAUAUAUACUUUUCAAUUCAGAGAAAUGUUAUUUCUUAGAUAUCAUUUAAAAUGAGGAGACGUGCAGCACACUAGAUGUUGUGCUUGGCUUGAUGAUACAAAAAACUCAACAUUUAACAUAUUACAAAGUUUCCAUCAUGGAUUUGACGGGCCGAUUUGUUUAACUUUAACGUUGGAAACGAAGUUCAUGUUUAUUAAAAGUUUUUUGUUUCCUGUACACAAAAAUAAUAAAUCUCACUAUACUAUUAAUACUGGAACAUUAACCGUGGCAAGGAUGAAAAAAAAAGACGGAAGGGGGGGGGGGGGGGAGAGAGAGAGAGAGGAUAAAGCAAAAUUCUAAACAUUGAAACAUUGUUUAAAUAAAAAAAUAAUUUAAGAGUUUUAAUGCAUGACUCGGCAUUUGUAAGUAAACCCUUAGAUCACGUUAGAGAUUGAAGUUGACGGCCAUGAUGGAUGUUGGUGCUUUUUGUUUUUAACUUCACCCAACAAGAGCACUACUUCCUGUGCUCCUUGGUUUCUUCGUUUAGUUACCGUACUACCAAAAGAAAGUUCAUAGAGUCUCCUUGUGUGUGCCCUAGUAAGAAAAUAUAGCACAAAGCUCUGGCUGUGUGAACAUUCUGAUGCUAAUUUCUUUGUCAAUGCUCAUUGACGUUUCGAUUUCGAGGCAUUUGAACUUUCUUUAAUGGGGAGAAUAAAUGAAAUCUUCACCCAAUCAUUCAAACAAUGUGCAACAUUUUUAAAAUCCAUUUUUUAUGAACUUCGCUCUUGUUUGUGCGUUUAUUUCUUCGUUUGUGUUGGUAAAAAAUGUUCGGAACGCUAAUUGACCCCAUUCCAGUCAUCAUAUCGAGCACAUAUAUUCGUUGCCAACACAGCUCAUUUUCAGCCCCACGUCUACCCCCAAAUAUCAGUUGUUGUUGUUUUGUUGUUGUUUUGUUGUUGUUGAUUUUUUUUUUUUAAAGUGAGGUGGGGUGUUCAUGGUAUUUAAACACAACACAAUAUUUAAGUUGUGGAAGUGAUUAAUAGUUGUAAAAACUAAUUUGUUUAAUUCGUGCGUAUUUUGGUGUGGAGAUUAAUUGUAUAGCUGUUGCUUAUGUCCUUUGCAUUUCUGAUGUAUUUGGUUGUGUGGGAGAUGACUGACUCAAAAAUGAUGUUCCUGGUUUUCUUUAAACACGACCAAUUCUUAUUUUAAAUAUAUCUUUAGUCUUUUGGGUUCUACAUGCACUGGGUUUGAUAAAAAAAAAUCUUAUACCAAAAAAAAAUCAGUUGUUACAAUAACAUAAUGAUAUAUCAUGUACAAUGACAUAGUUGAUAUAUCAUGUACAAUGACAUAAAUGAUAUAUCAUGUACAAUGACAUAAAUGAUAUAUCAUGUACAAUGACAUAAAUGAUAUAUCAUGUACAAUGACAUAAAGGAUAUAUCAUGUACAAUGACAUAAAGGAUAUAUCAUGUACAAUGACAUAAAUGGUAUAUCAUGAACAAAUGACAUAAAUAAUAUCUCAUGUACAAUGACAUAAAUGAUAUAUCAUGUACAAUGACAUAAAUGAUAUAUCAUGUACAAUGACAUAAAGGAUAUAUCAUGUACAAUGACAUAAAUGGUAUAUCAUGUACAAUGACAUAAAGGAUAUAUCAUGUACAAUGACAUAAAUGGUAUAUCAUGAACAAAUGACAUAAAUAAUAUCUCAUGUACAAUGACAUAAAUAAUAUCUCAUGUACAAUGACAUAAAUAAUAUCUCAUGUACAAAGACAUAAAUGAUAUAUCAUGCACAAUGACAUAAAGGAUAUAUCAUGCACAAUGACAUAAAGGAUAGAUCAUGCACAAUACCAUUAAGGAUAUAUCAUGCACAAUAACAUAAAGGAUAUAUCAUGCACAAUGACAUAAAGGAUAUAUCAUGCACAAUGACAUAAAGGAUAUAUCAUGAACAAAUGACAUAAAUGAUAUAUCAUGUACAAUGACAUAAAUGAUAUAUCAUGUACAAUAACAUAAAGGAUAUAUCAUGCACAAUGACAUAAAGGAUAUAUCAUGUACAAUGACAUAAAGGAUAUAUCAUGUACAAUGACAUAAAGUAUAAAGGAUAUAUCAUGUACAAUGACAUAAAGGAUAUAUCAUGUACAAUGACAUAAAGGAUAUAUCAUGUACAAUGACAUAAAGGAUAUAUCCUGUACAAUGACAUAAAGGAUAUGUCCUGUACAAUGACAUAAAGGAUAUGUCCUGUACAAAGCCAUAAAGGAUAUGUCCUGUACAAUGACAUAAGGGAUAUGUCCUGUACAAUGACAUAAGGGAUAUAUCAUGUACAAUGACAUAAGGGAUAUAUCAUGUACAAUGACAUAAGGGAUAUAUCAUGUACAAUGACAUAAGGGAUAUAUCAUGUACAAUGACAUAAGGGAUAUAUCAUGUACAAUGACAUAAGGGAUAUAUCAUGUACAAUGACAUAAAGGAUAUAUCAUGUACAAUAACAUAAAGGAUAUAUCAUGUACAAUAACAUAAAGGAUAUAUCAUGUACAAUAACAUAAAGGAUAUAUCAUGUACAAUGACAUAAAGGAUAUAUCAUGUACAAUGACAUAAAGGAUAUAUCAUGUACAAUGACAUAAAGGAUAUAUCAUGUACAAUAACAUAAAGGAUAUAUCAUGUACAAUAACAUAAAGGAUAUAUCAUGUACAAUAACAUAAAUGCAAACAAAAAUACAUAGAAGUGAUUUAUACCAACAACUUUGUGUCUAGGGGUUAUUUCCCUUUCGACUGUCUUUGGGCCACUAGGUUUAGUGCCACACUGGCUAGGGUCAGUGCCACACUGGGUGAGCUAAGAUUUUUGCUUUGUCAAUAGUUCUCUUUGGAAUGUCAAAUAAUGGGUCCAUGCUGGGCCAGUGCUAGGAGGGUGCGGGGCCUAGGCCAAAUGGAAUGUCAUGCGGGGGGGGGGGGCCUUUCCCGUGACAUAUCCUGGCCAAAUUUUUGCUUUGUCAAUAGUUCUCUUUGGAAUGUCAAAUAAUGGGUCCAUGCUGGGCCAGUGCUAGGAGGGUGCGGGGCCUAGGCCAAAUGGAAUGUCAUGCGGGGGGGGGGGGCCUUUCACGUGACAUAUCCUGGCCAAUGAGACAAGUGAGACAGAUGAGAUUUUACUGGUCUUAAUGAUGUGAGACAGAUGAGAUUUUACUGGUCCUAAUGAAAUGACGCUUUCAAGUCUUAUCGGGAUUUACUGUUCGUCAUGAUGUAACACACCAAAGUCUUAUUGGAUUUUACUAGUCAUAAUGGAACAUGGCAUACCGAGGGGUUUUUUGCCUCGCGACCCUCUAUUGCCGGGCCUGGUCCAUGUCAUUCAAGAUUAUCAGAUCCCCCUCAUUUCUUUCAUAUUUAAUAACAACACUUAUUUCUUCUGUAGAUUUUAACAGAACUCAGGCAGCCAACUCUGCUUCCCUUCUACAUGACGUCAUUGCUAUAUCUCUGGGUUUACUCCCCGCACAUAGAGCGGCCCCAAGAACUGUUGUCCGUCGCCAUUUUGAAAGCCCUUCCCAUAUGGACACUCGCCUUUAAAGUGUACCUCAGUUCAUCUGGAGGGAACAACUCGGGUAAGCCUAAUGCCCCCGGAGCUGACGUGGCCCUGACCUUGUUCCUCGGCGGCCUCCUCAUGUCCAGCGUUGGUGACGUCUGCCUAGUCUACACCAAGUUUUUCCCAGUGGGAGUCUUGGCCUUCGCCUUUGCCCAGUUCUGCUACCUGCUCAGCAUGAGGCAGCUUUUCAAGCGCGGCUCCUUCGCGUGGAUCGUGCUGCCGUUGGGCUUCACCAACUUGCUGUUGAUGGUCACAAGCAUCCACGACUACGUCCUGCUGACCGAGGUCGUGGUCUACCUCGCGCUCAUACACACGAUGCUGUUCAUGGCCAUAGCGAGCUUCGAGAGUAACCCGUCGGCCCCGACCGUGUGCAUCAUGGCGGGCGCCGCCAUAUUUACUGUGUCUGACUUCACGAUCGCAGUGAACAGCUGGGUGUGGAAGUUUGGCUGCGCAGAAGGCGUGAUUUUGUUCACUUAUUACAUUGCUCAGCUCUUACUGACCGUUGGUAUGACCAAAGCGAAAAUACCGUGGCGAUUGUAAGAGCUGUGUAACAUGAUAUAGCAGUGUGAGAACGGCAUGGCCAGUGAGAAGCUUGAUCAGUGUAAGAAUGGUUCGACUAUUAAUGUAAGAAUGGUAUGACCAAAGUAAGAAUGGUUUGACCAAUGUAAGAAUGGUUUGACAAUAAAUGUAAGAAUGUUUGACCAAUGUAAGAAUGGUUUCACCAAUGUAAGAAUGGUUUGACCAAUGUAAGAAUGGUUUGACCAAUGUAAGAAUGGUUUGACCAAUGUAAGAAUGGUUUGACCAAUGUAAGAAUAGUUUGAUCAAUGUAAGAAUGGUUUGACCAAUGUAAGAAUAGUUUGACCAAUGUAAGAAUGGUUUGGCCAAUGUAAGAAUGGUUUGACCAAUGUAAGAAUGGUUUGACCAAUGUAAGAAUGGUUUGACCAAUGUAAGAAUAGUUUGACAAUUAAUGUAAGAAUAGUUUGACAAUGUAAGAAUGGUUUGACCAAUGUAAGAAUGGUUUGACCAAUGUAAGAAUGGUUUUACCAAUGUAAGAAUGGUUUGACAAUUAAUGUAAGAACGGCUUGACCACUUUAAGAUUUGUUGAUGACUACACAUUUCUUUAUGAUGUAUUAUAUGUUGGAUUUCAGGUGCCCAGCAUGUUGAACAUGUCUUGUUCUAUAUUUUUUUUGGGUCAUUAAAUUGUCAAUCUGAGAGAGGUGUGUGUGCCAACAUUCGCUCCCAUCUACUUCAUCUCUUAUUUUUGGUCAAAUCAGGUUGCCUUUUAUAGUUUCAAAAUGUAGUUUAACUCCUGGGUGUAUUCCAAAUACUUAGCUACCUCACAAUGUGACCACUAACAAUAACAAAGGUCUAUAGUGUAUGAAUUGUACAAGUAUUUGUAGGAUUAAGUUGAGAGGUGUUUUGUGUAAUGCCCUUAUGUAAUGCCAUGGGAUGCUUAUGUAAUGCCCAAGUGCCCUUAUGUAAUGCCAUGGUGCCCUUAUGUAAUGCCAUGGGAUGCUUAUGUAAUGCCUAGUGUCCUUAUGUAACACCAUGGUGUCCUAAUGCAAUGGUGUCCUAAUGCAAUGGUGUCCUUAUGUAAUGUCAUGGUGCCCUUAUGUAAUGCCAUGGUCUCCUUAUGUAUGACACUGCUGCUCUUGUGUAAUAACUAUUGCCCCAAUGUAAUGAAAGCUGCCCUUGUGUAAUGAUAUUGACUGUUGCCCUUUCAAUAGUGGUGCGUCUCAAGAUGAGCAACGAAUAAAUACUUUGAUAUAUCAAAUCUUUUCUAACACAAGCUUUUUCAACAUGAAAUUGGAAUACGGCAAUGAAUAAUAGUCACUAGCAGUUGUAAACCAUUACUAACAUAACAUUAAAAAUACACAAAUUAAAGC
Lymnaea stagnalis (great pond snail) is the source of this 9662-nucleotide messenger RNA. The record is from the annotation of a GenBank genome assembly. NCBI's taxonomy places the organism in Eukaryota, Metazoa, Mollusca, Gastropoda, Lymnaeidae.